Molecule: messenger RNA, 1416 nt
Organism: Oryza sativa Japonica Group (Japanese rice)
Lineage: Eukaryota; Viridiplantae; Streptophyta; Magnoliopsida; Poales; Poaceae
Product: chalcone synthase 2
Biological process (GO): polyketide biosynthetic process
Molecular function (GO): acyltransferase activity, transferring groups other than amino-acyl groups
Source: RefSeq, a predicted model, not a curated record
AUUUCUCUAAGCCAUUUACUAAUGCAGAUAGAGUUCGUGGCUACCUAGUGCUAGGUAGCUGAUAUGCUUAGUAUAAAAACACAGAGACAGCAGCAAGAGGCUCCAUCCAUAGACGCAUCACAUAAUCUUCUAUCUCUCUCAGGCUAACUAAUUUCAUAAGCACACAUCUUCCAUUUCCAUCACCAUGCCUGGAGCAGCUACCACCGCCGCCGUUGUUGACAGCCGCCGUAGCGCACAGCGCGCGGAAGGCCCCGCCACCAUCAUCGCCAUCGGCACUGCAAACCCAGCUAAUAUUGUUCCUCAGGAUAACUUUGCCGACUACUACUUCGGCCUAACCAAGAGCGAGCAUCUUACUGAACUUAAGGACAAGAUGAAGAGGAUAUGUAAAAAAUCAGGCAUAGAGAAGCGAUACAUCCACCUUGAUGAGGAGAUCAUCCGUGCCCAUCCAGAGAUCAUUGACAAACACCAGCCCUCCCUUGAAGCUCGUGUUGAAAUCGCCGCCGCCGAGGUCCCAAAGCUCGCCGAGUCUGCUGCAAGGAAGGCCAUUGCCAAGUGGGGCCGUCCAGCCACCGACAUUACCCACCUCAUCUUCAGCACCUACUCUGGAUGUCGUGCCCCUAGCGCUGACCUCCAGCUGGCAUCGCUCCUUGGCCUCCGUCCUUCUGUCUCCCGCACAAUCCUCAGCCUCCACGGCUGCUCUGGCGGUGGCAGGGCGCUCCAACUCGCCAAGGAGCUUGCUGAGAACAACCGUGGUGCACGCGUCCUUGUAGCACUCUCAGAGCUAACCCUGGUAUGUUUCUCCACCCCAGACGAAAGCAAAAUUGUCGGACAUGGACUGUUUGGGGAUGGUGCCGGUGCAAUAAUCGUUGGCGCAGGCCCGUUUUCUGAUGGCGAGUGCCCGUUGUUCGAGAUGGUUGCUGCCUCACAGACCAUGAUACCAGGAACCGAGCACGCACUUGGCAUGCAGGCCACUAGCACCGGCAUAGAUUUCCACCUCUCUGUCCAGGUGCCAAUGCUGAUCAAGGAUAACAUCCAGCAGAGCUUGCUCGAAUCCUUCCAAUCGGUCGGAUACACAGAUCCUGACUGGAACAAUCUCUUCUGGGCGGUGCACCCCGGCGGCCGUGCUAUCCUUGACAACAUAGAGGGCAAGCUACAGUUGCAACCAUGGAAGCUUGCAGCAAGCCGGCAAGUGCUACGCGAGUUUGGGAACAUGAGUGGUGCAACUAUUGCAUUCGUUCUUGAUGAACUAUGCCACCGUCGGGAGAAGGACGAAGAUGAGUCACAGCAGCAUGAAUGGGGAGUGAUGCUGGCCUUUGGACCAGGGAUCACAAUUGAGACAAUUGUUAUGCGCAACCCAUUGGCACGUGGUCUUAAGCAAAAUUAGUUACCACUGUCAUGAAAAUAAUGCAAUCGGAA